This is a messenger RNA of Daphnia magna, 4337 nucleotides long. RefSeq names its product zinc finger protein 236. The transcript has 16 exons. Gene Ontology annotation, cellular component: chromosome. Gene Ontology annotation, molecular function: DNA-binding transcription factor activity; chromatin insulator sequence binding; RNA polymerase II cis-regulatory region sequence-specific DNA binding. The record is from RefSeq and is a predicted model, not a curated record. The coding region runs from base 1473 to 3890 and encodes 805 amino acids. Lineage: Eukaryota; Metazoa; Arthropoda; Branchiopoda; Diplostraca; Daphniidae. Gene Ontology annotation, biological process: regulation of transcription by RNA polymerase II.
ACGAAUACAGCAUUACUGGCAAUGCUGCAAUUCGUGAAUUUGUUGUUUCAUUUGCAUAAAAUUUUCGAAAUGCUAGGUAGGUAGUGCACAGUUUGGUGGCGUUUAUUCCAAUCCAUCAAUUACUCGUGUAUCACCUUGAGCAUUAUCAUCUACAAGAUCACAUUCUUUGGAGUUAAAAUCAGAUUCCUAUUUUUCAAGCCCACUAUUGUACCGUAUUGAGCGUUUCAUCGAGAGUGCUUGGCUUCUGAACAAAGUUAGUUUGAAAUUUAGUUCAUUGAAGGAAUUUUAGGAAUUGCCAAGACAAAUGUUUGAUCAGCUAUGUCAUGGAGAAGUAGUUUAAACUAAUCAAAGUUGAUCCAAGAAUCAGAAAGAAUUCUGUUGGUAGAAAAUGCACACUUGUUUGAAAACUCUACUGCUACAAAGUGGAUGGAUGAAUCAUCAAAGAGGACAGGGGUUCAUCAAAAGAGCAUGAAAAACUUUGAAUGCUGUGGUAGCCAUUUUGACAACAUAACCUCUACAACACACUAUCCUGCAACAUGCUAUCCACGUAUACAUACGCUGCCUAAGCCCAAGAAUUUUACCAUCGAGCCCAGCUUUGACGCCACAAUGCCAUCCAUUUCGAUCUUUUCAGUUUAUGUGCAAUAUCUAUGGUUAGGCCUCCAAACAAAAAAAUUAAGUGGCAUAAAAGCAAAAACAAAAGCCAUUUCAUGUUUACAGAGGUUUAAAAUGGAAGAACUAAAAGUGUUUGCUGUCAGUCCUGCUUCUGUUGAAAUCAAAAUGGAUUAAAUCGUGUGACUGGAACUUGUCGCUUUGACCUAAGAAAAACUAUCACCAAGCAAACUCGUUUUUCAUGUUGUGGUACCUUUGCAGUAGAGAAAGAUUCUUGUUAAUCUCUCAUGUCUGUGUUAUCGACUCCCUGCUUGUUCUGUGAUGAUCAACCCGAUUCGCAUCGAAAACCGCCAUCUAAGGUCGCAUACAUCUCUAGCAGUAGCCAUGUCUUCUUUGUUGCCUCAAAUUCAGCGUUUGCUGGAACUAUCGACUUUCAUUACGAAUCAAAUUCGUGGAAGAAUAGAGUUAGAAGCUCGUUCUUAAGCUAUAGAAUGAUUCAAGUACGUCUGGAGCAUCUCAAAAUUGGCUAUUGUCCGCUGGGAACUUGAGGACCCGGUGAAUCGCGAAACUCCGCUCGAUGCUCUUCAGUAUGCGUGUGGAGCACUGCCGGUAUUUCCUUAACAUGGAAAAAGGUGAACAUCUGUAGAUGUUGGAACGUGUCAUUCUCGAAAGUCUCGACGUAGUAAAGUGGAAACUCCGCCGUCUAUAAAAUCAUUACCGUGAUGCAUUUUAACACACAACGUCUUGAGGGGAAAAAAAAACGUGUGGUUUAUGGCUGAUAGUGGCCCACCUGGUCCGGUGAUGAGUCAUCCGUUCCGUCAGUUGGAUCUGAUGUAAGUAAAAGCAGGAUAUUCCUAUGAAUCAUGUUUGACUCAAAAGAAAAUGAAGCUGAACCGAAGACCCAAAAGAGUUUUCUUCCGGAAAAGGCGACAUUUGCAUGUUCAUUUUGUCCCUACAGUUCGGAUUGGCGCAGCAAUUUAAGAAUGCACGUGACGAGAGUCCACAAAAAAUCGAUCGGUUUGCUCGAGUGCUGUUUCAUCUCUUUUCCGGACAAAAAGGCCUUACGAGAUCAUGUCGCCGUCUGUCAUAUCCAGCGAUUUAUAUGCAAAACCUGUGACAGUUGUUUUACCCAAUCAACUAGUCUUAAACGUCAUGUGGCUAAACGAUCGUGUUUCAAAAACUUCAGUUGCAGCUUCUGUGAGUACACCACCACACGUAAAGAUGAUUGGGAUCAGCAUAUUCAAUUGCAUAAAAAGGAAGAGGAUAAAUCUGAAUGCUCCUCGACUUUGUCAGCUCCUGCCGAUUCCGCUCAACAAAACAGUUCUCCGUUAAACGUUCAGUUGAAAGAAACAUCAUUUACUUGCCCAAACUGUCCGUUUGAAACAAAAUGGGAACAAAGUCUUCGGCGGCAUAAAAGGACCCAUCAUGGAAUAACUAUGGAAUCGUGUUGGAGCAACUUUAGUGGCAAGAAGAGCUGUCGAAAGCGCAGAGCUCCCAAUCAUCGAUUGAGGAUUGGUGAUCGUGGAUUCCAAUGCGCAAAUUGUAAUAAAGUCUUUAAUUCCGCGGAUCUACUUCGGCGUCAUCAGCCGGUGCAUUCUGGUCAAAAGCCAUUCAAGUGCAAUCUCUGUGAUUACGCCUCUUCACGCUCAGGGAGUUUGAACCACCACAAGGCACUUAAACAUAAAGAAGAUAAUCAGCCAACAGCUCUCCGAUUGUCUAAUCAACUAAUACUGCCAGACAGUUUGCCUAACGAAGACAGCCAAACAAACGAAGAAGAUGUCGAAGUUCAACGGGUUCCAUCAUUGCGUAGUUCAUUUAAACCGGUGGUUGACAAAAUAGUGCUUGAAUGGGAUCACAAACAAAUUAUGGGCAAUGAGUAUGAAAUCUGUGGUGUAAAACAUGAAGAAGUGGAACAAAGUAAGGGUCCCUUUUUCCAGUCUCCAUCGGAUCCGCCUAUUGACUCCUUGGAUGGCGAAACUGAUGAAUUAGAUUCGGUCAUGAUCGAGUCCAAACUACCCGACGUCGAUGUAAAAAUCCAAAAGAGCUCAGCUCAAGAAGCAUGCAUAUUUAACUGCCCACUAUGUCCUUUUAACACGAAAUGGCUCUCGGCUCUAAAGCGGCAUUUAAAGAUACACGAAAAACAGGGUAUUUUUUCGCCAACGCCGUCAUCAUCGUCCAUGCAAUACAACUCGUGUUCUUCGUCUGAACCCCCUUUGAAGAAAAGUGUGAUGCUGAACUGCUCGCUUUGUCCAUACAGUACGAAAUGGUCAACUAAUUUUAAAAUGCACGUGGAUCGGACACACAAGAAGAAUAGAUGCAAAUGUACAACCUGUGGACGAAUUUGUCGCAACAUGUUUCUUCUCCAACGUCAUCAGAAGAAUCACUUAGUUGUCAAGAAAUUCACUUGUAGCAUCUGUAACUACGCGUCUUCGCAAAAAGGCCAUGUAGAGAAACACAUGAAAACACACAAACCUGGAGACGAUUUUCAAUCGACCUCUUUGUCGAUUGGUCAGCCAGCCGAAUGCGACACAUCCUUAGAAGUUCGUCGAUUACGUAGCUCUUGUGUUAUAGCUCCAGAAAGAGAAGAGAAUAGAUCGUCCAGGAAUGAUUCUAUUGAAAAUGGUCGACGAGGCGUAAAAAGAAAGAGAAAUUCCAUCGAUCCUGUUACCAUGAAUGUUAGGACUGAAGAAAUGGCGCGAGGGUACGAACAGAAGGAUAAGCAACCAGAAGAAAUCCAGAACGCUGAAUUAUCGAUUUCGGAGUCUGAUCGUUCGGUUCUUCCACCAACACCACGACAAUUACGGCGAAGUCGUAGAUUUGCCGUCGAGCCGGCAGUGUCUUUGCCUUCAAAAGAUUCAUGUGGAAAUUUGAUACCUCUGCCCAUGUCUAUGAUUGAUUCUAUUUACGGAGAGGCCCGCCUGCUAAGGUCUCAGGUAUCGCUAGUACAAACCGUACCAUCUUUGCUGCCCCUGCUCUUGCGGCUACUAGAGCUGUCAUCCUCUACCACGAGCCAAAUUCGUGUCAUACUGGAGCUAGAAGUCCGCUAUCGAGCCAUCGAAUGCUUUGAAUACGUGUGGAACGCGUCCAAAAUGGCUAUAAUCCGAUGGGAUCACUUAAAAGUUGCAAUGAAUCGUGAUACUUUGCUUAACGCCAUCCGAUAUGCUUUUGGAACACUACCUGUCUUCAUCAACUGGGAGAAGAAUGAACAUCUCGAAAUGCUAGAAAGUGUCAUCUUACUAUGUUCCAAUACAGUUAAGAACUGGAAACAACCAUCUGCCUAGGUCUGAGCUCAGUGUUGAGGUAGAGUGAACAGGCGAUAUCAAAAGAAUUCACUAGCGAUCCCGCGGGAAAUGACAGAACUGUUGAUGAAUAAUAAGAAGGAAAGUUUGACAUCUAUAGUCGCAGAGGCUGUGUCGAAAGCAAUCGCCUUUGUUCUAGAUCCGAUAAAAUGAGCAAAAGGUAUUAAUGCCAUUUAUACGCAAACGCAUGCUCCUGUAACACCAUGGAAAAUUCCCGUGUCCACGGCUUCCAAUCCCAUCUAAAGAGAAAAAUGUUGUAGUCGCCAAAGAUUGUCACAUAGCCAACAUAUCCAUAUGGCAGAACACCAAAGCGUGGAACCUGAAAGGUUUUAAAGACGGUAAUCGUUAUGUUAAUGCCCUGUACCGAUAUGGAAUGGGGAAAGACGUGUCCUUAUGAUUUCUAAGGCAGAAUAUAAACAUUGAAACAUU